GUGAGAGAGGAGAGGAUGGAGCGGCGGCGCAAGCCUCUUCCGCGCCGGCCGCCGUACUGCGCUCCUUUUACGUCAGGUCGUCCACCAGCCAAGAAGAGGAAGAGAUUGGGCUCCGAGGGAGAGAUUGAACCUUCGGCCGGGGCGGCAGGAGUCGACCGGAUCAGCGCCCUCCCCGACGAACUCCUCGGCGAGAUCAUCUCCCUCCUCCCCACCAAGGACGGCGCCCGCACCCAGAUCCUCGCGUCCCGGUGGCGCCACCUCUGGCUCUCCGCCCCUCUCAACCUCGACUGCCGUGGCUUUGCCACCGCCGCCGAUCUCGCGGUCGUCAGAUACCGCAGGGUCUACAACAACGUCCCCUCUGCUGUAGCGCACAUUCUUGACCGCCACCAAGGCCCCGGCCGCCGCCUCCGUGUCAAGGGGUACCGUCUCCCCGUCGCCGCCGCCGCCGCCACCGCCGCCACCGCCCUGAAUUGGUGGAUCGUGGCCCCCGCCCUCGCCGCCGCCGCCUCCGCCGCCCUGGAUUGCUGGCUCGUGGCCCCCGCCCUCGACGGCCUCCAGGUGCUCGAGUGCUGGGUUUCUUCCAAGCGUUCUAAACCGCUUGGGCCGCUGCCGGCGUCCGCCUACCGCUUCUCGCCCACCCUCCGCGUCGCCACCUUCGGUGGCUGCCGCCUCCCCGACGACGACAUCGCCCAAGGGCUUCACUUCCCCAACCUCAAGCACUUGUCACUUGAAUCCGUCUCCACCUCGGAGCAUUCUCUGCACAGCCUCAUCGCCCGUUGCCCCGCUCUGGAAUGCUUGAUGAUUCACACAAUCUUCGGCUUCCGUCGCCUUCGGAUCAAUUCCCUCACUCUUACGUUCAUAUGUGUGCAAGAUCAACUUCAGAACUGCAAGGCAUUCAGUCAGCUCCAGUUUGAGGAACUCGUCAUCCAGAAUGCGCCUUGUCUUGAAAAGUUGAUCCCUCUCUACUUUGAGUGUGGUCUGCAGGUGUCGGUAAUCUCCGCGCCUAGACUUCACACCUUGGGCUUCCUUACUGAUUGGGGCGAUCAUUCUACCAAACUAGUGUUUGGCUCCACAGUUAUUCAGGGAUUGCGCGCCAAUAGCCUGACAACGGCGGUGCACACUGUCAAGAUUUUAGCUGUCAAUGUCAAUAUUCUUAGUUUGGAUAAUCUUCUUGACAUGAUGAGAUUCUUUCCAUGCUUGGAGAAGCUGCACGUGAAGUCAUGGAGUUCGGGUGAGAAAAAUUUGUGGCAUCAUAAACACCGGGAUCUUCUCAGAUGUCUUGACAUCCGUCUCAGGACAGUAGUGUUGGAAACGUAUCUGGGCAGCUGGUCACAGGUUAACUUUGCCAAAUUCUUUGUGCUGAACGCCAGAGUGCUGGAGUCAAUGACGUUUCAUGUUGAGGCCAGCUUGUACGAUGAGGAGUUCUUGGCAGAACAGCGUGGGAAGCUUCAGCUAGGGAACAAGGCUUCAAGAGAUGCUCAGUUUCAUUUUACAACUGGUACUUCUCUCGAAGCUGUUUGGGAGACCAAGCAUCUCAGUGAUCUUAACUUGAAUGACCCCUUCCUGUGUAGAUGUUGAAAUGGGUUUGGUGAGUCAGGAAUUAUCUUUGCUUAUCUCAUUUGUGUUCUGUGAAGACUUUCUUAGUACCCUUGUCUGUAGUAUGUGUAUAUGUACAAUCUUGUGUCAUUUCUUUUGUCCUACACUUGCUGGUAUAUGCACAAUCUCACUGAAAAGUUUUGGAUUCGUCAACAAUGUUGCUACAGUAUAAGACGGCGGCUUGUCGAGAUCCA
This is a messenger RNA of Triticum dicoccoides, 1790 nucleotides long. RefSeq names its product F-box/FBD/LRR-repeat protein At5g53840-like. The record is from RefSeq and is a predicted model, not a curated record. Lineage: Eukaryota; Viridiplantae; Streptophyta; Magnoliopsida; Poales; Poaceae. The coding region runs from base 16 to 1578 and encodes 520 amino acids. Gene Ontology annotation, molecular function: protein binding. The transcript has 3 exons.